GGAGGAGGGAGAGGAGAAGGAAGAGGAGGAACUGGUUGUAUUCACUGGGAGCUCACAGAACACACUGCUCAGAGGAGAAGACAGUGAACAGGAAUUUAAAAGAGAAAAUAUUUCAGUACCGGAGACUUUAUUUGGGACUGAAAAUCUGUGCCCUCUGAUUGGCUGAGAGCAGGUAGACAAUGCGCUCCAGGACCUGCACCAUGGAGGGUCCAGAUGACGGACACAUCCAGACCACGAAGGUCUGCAUCAAAGAGGAAGAGGAAAACACACCAGAGCUCACGAAGAGGAAGAUGAAGGUCCAGAAACCUCAGAAACCUGCAGAGAGCAAGAAGGCAGCUCGAGAUCUGUCGAAGUCUGAGUUACUGCACCUGCUGGGAAUCAUGGAGGGAGAAGUUCAGGCCAGAGAGGACAUCAUCUCUCUUCUUCAGGCAGAAAGAUCUAAACCCGAGGUUCUGGAGGCUCUUUACGCCUCAGCCGUCCCGACUAAACCUCUUCAGGCUCUGCAGAGAGACGCAGCUCUCAGAGACAAACACACCGACGACGUCUACGAGAAACCCAUGGUCGAGCUGGAGCGUCUGGAGGACAAACAGAGGGAGACGUAUCGGAGGAUGUUGGAGCAGCUCCUGAUGGCAGAGAAGUGUCACCGACGCACCGUGACAGACCUGGACAACGAGAAACUGAAACACAGCGACUUCAUGAGCAAGAGCGACGACUUCACCAACCUGCUGGAGCACGAGAGGGAGAGACUCAAAAGGCUGUUGGAGCAGGAGAAGGGCUAUCAGGCUCGUAAGGACACGGAUCACAACCGGCGGCUGGAGAAAAUUCGAGCGGAGCUGGUGAAACUCAAGUCUUUCGCCCUGAUGUUGGUGGACGAGAGGCAGCUUCACAUCGAGCAAAUCGACCAACAGACCCAGAAGAUCCAGGAGUUCGUUCAGAAGCUUCAGGAGAAAGAGCAGCGUUUAUCGUCCGUCAGCGAAACUGCCAAAGAAGACGGACAGAAACUCCUCAACCUAGAGAACGAGCUGGAGCACAGAGCGGCUAAGUGUGCACAGGAACACGAGGAAAUGACGGCAAAACUGGCAAACGAAGAGUCCCAAAGCCGGCAGCUCAGAUUGAAGAUGGCCGGAUUGGCGCACAAGAUCGAAGAGUUAGAGGAGAGGAAUAAGUUGCUGCAGAAAUCCGAAGAAGACCUGCAGGAGCUGAGGGAGAAGAUCAGCAAAGGGGAAUGCGGGGAUUCGUCUCUCAUGACCGAACUGGAGAAUCUGCGGAAGAAAGUUCUGGAGAUGGAGGGCAAGGAUGAGGAGAUAACCAAAACAGAGACUCAGUGCAGGGAGCUGAGGAAACAGCUGCAAGGAGAGGAGAACCAUAGCAAGGAGCUGAGGCUCGAGGUGGAGAAACUACAGAUAAGGAUGCUUGAACUGGAGAAACUGGAGGGGGCUUUCUGUAAAAGCAACACAGAGUGCGCUCAGCUUCACGCUAUCCUGGAGAAAGAGAAACGUGUCGUGCAGGAUCUGGCCGGGGAGCUGGAGACGGUGAAAACUCGCUUGAAGGAACUGGAGGGAUCGGAGACGAAGUUUGAAAAGGCAGAGAUGCUCUUGAAAGACGAUCUGAUGAAGUUGAAGUCCUUCGCAGUGAUCCUGGUGGAAGACAGGAAGAAUACGGCGGAGAGACUUAAACAAGAAGAACACAAAAGUGAGGAUUUAAGCAAGAUGUUUAAAGCAGAGCAAGGCAAAGUUACAGAGGUCACAGAGAAGCUGAUCGAGGAGAGCAAGACACUUCUCAGAUUCAAAUCAGACAUGGAGGUCAAGGUGUCGAUGCUCGUUAAAGAGAAAGACGAGUUGAAGACUCUACUCGCAAGUGAAGAGGAAAAGUGCAAGCAGAUGAAUACCAAACUUGGUGGUAUGAAAAUAAGAAUGGACGGACUCGAGGAGAAGUCGUUCCACAAGGAUUACAACAGCAACCCAGACGAAGACAACAAAGUCAAAGAGCUCACGAUAGAAAUUGAAAGACUUAAAAGCCGGCUGAAACAACUUGAAGUGGUCGAAGGGGAUUUGAUGAAGACGGAGGACGAGUACGAUCUACUGGAGAAGAAAUUCAGAACGGAGCAGGACAAAGCCAACACUCUUUCAAAGAUUCUGGAAGAAAUGAAAAGUCAGAUCGCCAGGAACAAGGCCAUCGAGAAAGGAGAGGUCACAAGUCCUGAGGCUGAGCUGAGAAUCCGCUGCAAGUCGGAGGAAGCUAAAACCAGAGAGCUGCAAACUGACGUCCGGGCUUUGAAGGAGAAAAUCCACGAGCUGAUGAACAAGGAGGACCAGCUCUCUCAGCUGCAGGUGGACUAUUCUGUCCUGCAGCAGAGGUUCAUGGAGGAGGAAGAGAAGAAGCGGAGCAUGAGCUACGAUUUUGCAAACCUUGCCAACGAGCUGGAAGCCACGAAGCGUUAUAGUCGCGCCUUGAGACCUAGUAUGAACGGGAAGAGGAUGGUAAAUGUCCCGGUGACCUCCACGGCAGUGCAAACAGAUGAGAUUAUUGGCGAACAAGCAGAGGACGACACAGCCGCGGGAUUUAUCCGUAAAUCAGUCCUCGAGGAAAACCACCUUAUGAACAACCUCAGACAACAGGGUCUAAAAAAGCCGGCAGUUCUUGAGCGAUUCCCUCCAGCGUCCGCAGAUCUGACGGACAAAAAAUCCUGGAUACCGUGGAUGAAAAAGAAAGCGGCUAUUAGUCUCACUCAGACUCUGACUGACAAGAUGAAUCGGGCGUCCUUGAUCAAUCCGCCGGAGACGAGAAGGCCGUGUCAACCAUUGCAUAUUCGAGUUACCCCGGAUCACCUGAACAGCACCGCCACCUUGGAGAUAACCAGUCCCCGGGCGGAGGAUUUCUUCUCCAGCACCACCAUCAUCCCAACUCUCGGAAACCAGAAACCUCGCAUUACAAUUGUCCCAAAGACGCCAAUGACAAUGGCUUCGAAGAGCAAAGACUGCGAUCCUUUGGGAGGCUUCGAUCGAGCCAAAUCUCCCGUCACGAUCACGGCCAUCUCCAGGGCCAAAAGUCCAGAAAAGUCCAAUGCUUGCAGUCCUUUGGAAAGACUUAAAUCGCCAGUGUCCUUUAUAAGGGUUAACUCCAUCCCUGUGGCUGAAACAUGUGCUGCACCUGAGCCAAAGGACACGACCGCAAGCCGACCCACGAUGAUGAAAAUGACACCAGACAAGUUACCUUUCAGGAAAUACAACGCCAACAGCAGCAUCAUCACCACGGAGGACAACAUGAUCCACAUCCACCUGGGUCCGCAGUAUAAGAGGCCUUCGGAGGGAUGCAGUAGUUCACUUUUGACGCUCAGAUCUUCAGAAAGCAGUAAGGAAGUGUCAACAGGAACCGUGCUGCGCUCACCACGACAAUCAUUGGUCGGGAAGACGAUUCAGAGCAAGAUGACGAGCAGCAUAACGAUCACACCGAUCUCCUCGACUUCCCCCAGACCAGCGCCUUCAAUGCCCGUUUCAGAUGUGAUUUCUCCUCGCAGCGCGGCCACUCGGAUCCCGAUGUGUAUGAAAGGCUCCCUGAUGGACGGUAGACGCUGAUCUGAGAUCUGAGGAAGCUGCAGACGGUGAAGCAGCUGAACGAGGCCUCAGUUUGAAUCAACAGCUUUCAGUGUAGAUCAAAUCUGUUGUUUCUAAUAAUAUACAAUGUAGUAUUUAGACGUUUUCCCAGAAUACACCGGCCCCUUCUUCGUGCACAUUUCUUCAUCAUUCUUUCACCAAGUGUCUUUGGAAAGUUAUGAAAUUAAGUUUUAAUUUGGCUCAAAAAUAAUGUUUUCGUUUUGCUUUAAAUGAAACAGGAUCCGUGCUCUGUGUCUGAGAUCAGAGGAAACUCUCAAACUGAACGUUGUUUCGUGUGAUGAUAUAUUACAGGACAGGAGAGAUGCUUUUCUGCUUUCUACCUUCAUUAUUUUAAUGUUAAAAUACAGCCUGUGCUUUCUUUAAAUUGAGUGAUUUGGUUCUGAACAUAGUUUAUAACACACUGUAACACAUUAUAAUACACACAUGUGGUUUGUUUAACUGUAUGGAAAGCAAGGUAAUGGAAAUGUCAAGUAUAUUUCAUGUUUUAAUAAACGUAAAGAGCUCAUAA
Messenger RNA from Trematomus bernacchii (emerald rockcod), 4122 nucleotides. It is a transcript of the gene filip1b, whose product is annotated as filamin-A-interacting protein 1. Lineage: Eukaryota; Metazoa; Chordata; Actinopteri; Perciformes; Nototheniidae. The record is from RefSeq and is a predicted model, not a curated record. The coding region runs from base 180 to 3575 and encodes 1131 amino acids. The transcript is spliced from 7 exons.